CUUUCGUUUCCUUCAUUUCAUUAUUGUGUAAAUUAUGUUCUGUUUUGGUGAAUAACCUCUGCCUCCCAGACUGCCUUCAUUUUUUUGCAAGGAAACAGGACUUUUUAUUGGAAUCCAAAGCUUUGUAAAGGAAUCUGUGAGCAAAAAGAACCUCAUAGCCAGGACAAAAGAAGCAGGAAAGCAGCUACUAUGGCUUCAGGAAUCCUGGUAGACAUACAGGAAGAGGUGACUUGUCCCAUCUGCCUGGAACUCCUGUCAGAACCCCUGAGCUUGAACUGUGGCCACAGCUUCUGCCAGGCCUGCAUCACUGCAAACAAAAAUGAGCUGUUGACUGACCUAGAGGGAAAGAGCAGCUGCCCCGUGUGUAGGACCAGUUAUCAACCUGGGGACCUGAGGCCUAAUCGGCAUCUGGCCAACAUAGCGGGGAGGCUCAGAGAGGUCAAGUGGAGCCUAAAAGAGGAGCAGAAGACAGCACCUCUGUGUGCGCGCCACGGAGAGAAACUCCUGCUCUUCUGUAAGGAGGACUGGAAGGUCAUUUGCUGGCUUUGUGAGAGGUCUCAGGAGCAUCAUGGGCACAAAACGUUUCUCUUAGAGGAGGUUGUCAAGGAAUGCCAGGAGAAAUUCCAGAAAACUUUGCAGAGACUGGGAAAGAAACAGCAGGAAAUCGAGUCUCUGGAAAUUGACAUCAGACGUCAGGGAACUCAAUGGAAGAGUCAAAUAGAAAAGGAGAUGCAGAGUGUCCAGGCAGAGUAUAAACAACUGAGAGAUGUCCUGGACUCAGAGGAGCAGAUGGAGCUGCAAAUGCUGAAGACACAGGAAGGAGACAUUCUCUCGAAGAUGACAGAGGCUGAGCAUGAGUUGGCCCAGCAGAGGCAGUUGGUGACAGCUCUCAUCUCAAAUCUGGAUCAUCAACUGCUUGGGUCAGCAGUGGAAAUGCUGCAGGUGAGACGGAGAUCCUUCAGACAGAAUCUGAACUUGAAGACAACUGAAGACAAGAAGGAGGGGAGGAGGUGGAUGAAGAGGAAGACAAAGAAGAAGGAAGUCAGUUAUUUUAAGGAUCAACUUGUUAGGGUUCUGGGACUCAUUUUUGUCAUCCAUAGGAGUGAGACCUUGAUUCUGAAGAAGCUGACAAGAUUUUCCAUGCCAGAAAGGAGUGUCCACCAAGCUCCUGGUCUGAGACGAACAAUACAAGCCUUAAAUGAAUUGAAAGAUGUACAACAGUACUGGGUUGAUAUAACCCUGGAACCUGACACUCAAAAGUGCAGUGCUGUUGUUUCUUCAGAUGGAAGACAAGUGAGAUACAUGUACAAUGGUUCUUUUUUUAUGAACCAUCUCAUUGGGAAACGCAUGCAGAGAAACAGGGCUCCUAUGAGACCUGCUCACAACAGCAAUACACCAGAGCAAGGUGGUUAUUGUGAAGACUAUGGUGUCCUCGGCUCAAGAAUUAUUACGUCAGGGAAACACUACUGGGAAGUAGAUGUGUCUCACAAACGUGCCUGGAUCCUGGGGAUAUACGAUGCAGGAUGUUGUCAGCAAAACCAAACGGGCCCUGUCCUACAAGACCAGGGGUUCCCCCUUUUGAAAAAGCAUGUUUAUUCCUUAUAUCAACCUAAAUAUGGCUACCAAGUUAUAGGCUUACAGAAUACAUCUGAAUAUGUUGCUUUUGUAGAUUCUUCCACUGGUGAUGCUGAGACCGUGACUCUUUCCACCACUGUUCCUCCCCGUCGUGUGGGAAUUUUCCUAGAUGGAGAGGCAGACACUCUCUCAUUCUACAAUGUUACAAACCAGGGCUGUUUAAUCUAUAAAUUCUCUUCCUGCUCCUUUUCUCAGGAAGUGCGACCUUACCUCAAUCCAAUGACUUGUGAGUUCCCCAUGACUGUGUGUUAGCCCAGCUCAGGAAACUUGACCCAAAACGCUUCUCUGUAGUGUCUCUGGAUUGGGUGCAUCUCACUCAGUGAGCUUAUCAGCACCAUUUUGCCACUUCUGCCAUUGCCAUCUCACUUCACUUGUGUUUUUUGUUAGAGUGUCAUCCGUCAUAGUCAUAGGCUCUACAAUCUACAGUCCUCCAAGAUCAUGUCUGCACUAGGGGAAGUUGUAAUUUAACAUGUUCAUUAUUCCCAAGGAGAAAUGACUGAGGCCUUAGAACUAGUUAGAUACUAUGUCUGUUAAAAUUCUACAGUCUCAUUUUCUCUGCUACUGACUGAGAAGAUGAAGUAUCGUUUUUUGUUGUUUUUAAUUUUAACAAUUUCUUUUUUUUAAGGUUUUCUUUUUCAAAACACUUUUAUUUAGUUAGUUUUGGAUACAGAUUGAAAGAAAUUGAAAGAGAAAGGGGAGAUAGAAAGGGAGAAGGACAUAAAGCACCCAGUCGUCUCAACUGAAUAAUAGAAGUUUACUCUGUUACUGGGUAAGCCAAUGCCUGUCCCUGAAGUAUGACUUUAAUAUAUAUAUAUAUAUAUAUAUAUUAUUGGAUGGAAACAGAGAAAUUGAGAGGGGGAGGGGAGACAGAGAAGGGAAGAAACAAAGAGACACCUGCAGCCCUGCUUCACCACUCAUGAAGCUUUCCCCUUACAGGUAGAAGGGAACCGGGGUUUGAACUCAGGUCCUUAAGCACUGUAAUACGUGCAAUUAACCAGGUGCACCAUCACCUGGCCCUGAAAUAUCACUUUUUCAGUGCCUUAUAUAGUGUUGUUUCUUGCGUAGAAGUCACUAGCUAACAAAUUAUUAUCCUUACUAGUGUUGUCAGUUUACUCAUGUUGUCAAUUCACUCCUCAGAAAGUGAUGGAGAUGUUGUAACAAGAGUUCAGGCAGUGACUCACCUGGCUAAGUGCACUCAUUUCAGUGCAUUAGGACUCAGGUUCAAGUCCCUGGUCCCCACCUGCAGGAGGAAACCUUCACAAGUGGUAAAGCUGUGCUGCAGGUGUCUCUGUCUCCUGUCUCUCUCUCUCUCUCUCGUGCUCCUCAAUUUCUCUGUCUCUGUGCAAUAAUAAAUAAAUAAGAGUAUUUAAUAAAAAAAAUUUAAAAAGAGAUAUUAUCACAAAUAAUCUGUACCAUGAGAAAGAUUUUGGUUGACCAGGGUGUCUGAAUUCAAGCUCUGUUUCUCCAUUUUCUGACAGUGUAACCUGGGAUAAUAAACUUAAGGUCUGUGCUUAUUUUCUUAAGAUAAUGGUAUGAAAACUGCACUGUAAUUGGGAUUUUUUUUUUUUAAGAAGGAAAGAGGGUAGUAUAUAAAGCACCUAACUGUCUCAGCUGAGUAGUAAAAGUUCACUCUGCCAGUUACUGAAAAGUAUCAGCUGUGUCGAUGUACUGUGAUGUGUUUUUGGACCCCAGGGGUUUGCUUUCAGGAAAGUCUCAGUUUUCUGCUCCCAAGUAUGGCUGUGCUGUUUUUACAACUACUCCAAGGCUCUUGGUGAUAGAUGAGUGCAAGCUUUUGCACACUCCAUAUAUUUCAUAGAACUUUGUUAUGAUUUCUUGAUGUUGUUAGUUGUAUGGGGUUUAUCCUCUCAAGUAAGUUCCAUGGGUUUGCUCUUUGAAAAAAAAAGAAAACAUGAAGUUAUUAAACUAUGUGGUUUACUCAUCCCCAUUCUGCUGUUUGUUUUCUGGUUGUUAUGAAUGAAUAAACAUGCCAAAAGAUAAAGGGAUGCCACCAAGUCUUGAAUGAGUAACCAUCACAGAAACAUUUUUUUUUUAAUUUCUUUAUUGAGGGAUUAAUGGUUUACAGUCAAUAGUAAAGUGCAACAGUUUGUACAUGUGUAACAGUUCUCAGUUUUCCACAUAACAGUUCAACCAACCCCGCCCCCAACUAGGUCCUCCUCUGUCAUCAUGCCCCAGGACCCGACCCUUCCCCCGACCCCAGCCCUUUACUUUGGUGCAAUAUACCAACUCCAGUCUAAGUCAUGGAAACAUUUUUCCUUCUAUUUAAAGGACAGGUUUUUCCCUCCACUCCUGAGAACUCUGACUGCAAAACUAGGGCUGAUUGGGGUAGACUAAACACUCACCUACACGGUUACUAAUAAAUCCUACAGUAAUAACUACACAAAGUGGAUCAGAGCUGAGGUAAUCAAAAGGGAAGGAGUUACAGGACAGAAAGGCGAUUCAGCAGACUGUGAGGGAGGGAGAUUGGCACUGUGGUGUGGGAUAGGGCAGCCAAAAAAAUUGGCAACAAUACUGUUCAACUAAAAUACAGCCUGUAGGUAAACAUUACCUCAAUUAAAAUAAAUCUGGGAACAAGAGCUCAGAAUGAAGCUAAUUUUCAUUGAGAUAUUACAGAAAUGUAAAUAAUGAGAUAAUUUUUCUUGAAGGACUCAGUAUUAGCAUUUUUAACUACUAAACAGUAUCCCUUUGAGUAUAUGUCCCCUAACUUCUGUAUUCAUCUUCUGUCAAUGAACAUUGAGAUUGCCUUCAGAUUUGAGCUCUUACGCAUUUAUGGCCAUGCAUAUGUCCCUUUGAAUUAGUGUUUUCAUAUCUUCUGGGUAAAUGCCAUAAGUGGUAUUGCUGGACAAUAAAGUAUUUCUAUUUUUA
This is a messenger RNA of Erinaceus europaeus (western European hedgehog), 4518 nucleotides long. RefSeq names its product tripartite motif-containing protein 5. The transcript has 7 exons. NCBI's taxonomy places the organism in Eukaryota, Metazoa, Chordata, Mammalia, Eulipotyphla, Erinaceidae. Bases 190 to 1887 code for a protein of 565 amino acids. The record is from RefSeq and is a predicted model, not a curated record. Gene Ontology annotation, molecular function: protein binding; zinc ion binding.